This is a messenger RNA of Acanthisitta chloris (rifleman), 1101 nucleotides long. RefSeq names its product ferrochelatase (gene FECH). The annotation marks the transcript as partial. The transcript is spliced from 10 exons. Gene Ontology annotation, molecular function: protoporphyrin ferrochelatase activity. Lineage: Eukaryota; Metazoa; Chordata; Aves; Passeriformes; Acanthisittidae. Gene Ontology annotation, biological process: heme biosynthetic process. The record is from RefSeq and is a predicted model, not a curated record.
CCCCAGGUGCAGCCCCAGGAGCGGAAACCUAAAACAGGAAUCCUGAUGCUGAACAUGGGAGGCCCAGAGCGACUGGACGAUGUCCAUGACUUCCUACUGCGUCUCUUCCUGGACAGAGAUCUAAUGACGCUUCCGGCUCAAAACAAACUGGCACCGUUCAUCGCCAAACGCCGCACCCCGAAAAUCCAGGAGCAGUACAGCAGGAUUGGAGGGGGAUCUCCCAUCAAGAAGUGGACAGCAGUGCAGGGAGAAGGCAUGGUGAAGCUGCUGGACAGCAUGUCUCCUCGCACAGCACCUCACAAGUACUACAUCGGCUUCCGCUACGUCCACCCGCUGACGGAAGAGGCGAUCGAGGAGAUGGAGAAGGAUGGGAUCGAGAGGGCUAUUGCCUUCACCCAGUACCCCCAGUACAGCUGCUCCACCACAGGAAGCAGUUUAAAUGCCAUUUAUCGCUAUUACAAUGAGAAAGGGGAGAAGCCGAAGAUGAAGUGGAGCAUAAUUGACCGAUGGCCCACGCAUCCCCUUCUCAUUCAGUGCUUUGCUGAUCACAUCCAGAAGGAACUGAACCUGUUCCCACCUGACAAGAGGAAAGAUGUGGUCAUCCUCUUCUCGGCCCACUCGCUGCCCAUGUCGGUGGUGAACCGUGGUGAUCCCUAUCCUCAGGAAGUGGGAGCUACUGUCCAGAGAGUCAUGGAGAAGCUCAACUACUCCAACCCUUACAGGCUGGUGUGGCAGUCCAAGGUUGGACCAAUGCCUUGGCUCGGUCCCCAGACAGAUGAGACCAUUAAAGGCCUGUGCCAGCGAGGCAAGAAGAACAUGUUGUUGGUCCCAAUAGCAUUUACAAGUGACCACAUUGAGACACUGUAUGAACUGGACAUCGAGUAUGCCCAGGUUUUAGCCAAUGAGUGUGGAGUUGAAAACAUCAGAAGAGCAGAGUCUCUCAAUGGAAACCCACUGUUCUCCAAGGCCCUGGCAGACCUGGUGUGCUCCCACCUGCAGUCCAACGAGAUCUGCUCGCGGCAGCUCACGCUGUGCUGCCCGCUCUGCGUGAACCCUGUCUGCAGGGAGACCAAAGCCUUCUUCACCAGCCAGCCACUGUGA